Messenger RNA from Doryrhamphus excisus (bluestripe pipefish), 983 nucleotides. RefSeq names its product zinc finger, CCHC domain containing 9 (gene zcchc9). Lineage: Eukaryota; Metazoa; Chordata; Actinopteri; Syngnathiformes; Syngnathidae. The record is from RefSeq and is a predicted model, not a curated record. Gene Ontology annotation, cellular component: nucleolus. Gene Ontology annotation, molecular function: nucleic acid binding; zinc ion binding.
CAGAAGGUGACGCUAGUGCACAUCACUCCCUUGUCACAUGCGUACUCCCAAGCAAUGAAGAAGACAAACUUCCGGGAAAACAAACACAUGGAGGAUUAACUGAACGAGGAGGGGCAGCCAUGACGAGGUGGGCGAGAGCCAACAACAUCCACAAGAACAAGCCUUCAGAGGCGACUCCAUGGAGUCAGCUGAAGGCAAGAGGAAAUUCCAAAGGAGAAUCUCAGAGGAACCAUGCCACAGGACCUCAGCCGGGGGGCUCUGGAGUUAAAAAGCCCAACAAAAAGAAGGACUACACCAAUGAGGAUGUGAACGGCUUCAUGGAGUAUUUGCAGCAGAGCGGACAGCCACUGCCUGGAGGUGGGGCGGAGAAGGAGCUGAGGGAGGAGGUGGAGGUGGCGUUGAAGAAAGACAGGAGGAGAGAAGACAGGAGGGUGAAGAGGCAGACGGACAAGAAGAAUAAAAUGCUGUGCUUCAACUGCAGGAGGCCGGGUCACGGCGUGGCCGACUGUCCCGAGGCCGAGCGGGACGAGGAGAUGGGGCAAGGCAUCUGCUACCGCUGCGGCUCCACCGAGCAUGACAUCCAACGGUGCAGGGCCAAAGUGGACCCGGCUGUCGGUGACUACCCGUACGCCAAGUGCUUCAUCUGUGGUCAGACGGGACAUUUGUCACGCUCCUGCCCGGACAACCCAAAAGGACUCUACGCUGAAGGAGGGAGUUGCCGAAUUUGUGGAUCAGUGGAACAUUUUCAGAAGGACUGUCCAGAACAUCAAGCUUCAAGUCAUUCACUGACGCUGGGCUGGUUGUCCAACAACAUGAGUGCAGACCACGAGGAUGUCUAUGUUCCGCUGAAGAAAAGCCAACCCAAGCAGACCAAAGUGGUGGUCUUCUGAUGACACACCAGGUCUCCAGGCCACCUGAACAAGCUCUUGGUUGUUUUUGUAGUAGAUAUUUGAAUAAAACAUGGAUUUUUGUAUUCAGCGUGA